This is a messenger RNA of Suillus discolor, 1561 nucleotides long. RefSeq lists its product as uncharacterized. The transcript is spliced from 6 exons. NCBI's taxonomy places the organism in Eukaryota, Fungi, Basidiomycota, Agaricomycetes, Boletales, Suillaceae. The record is from RefSeq and is a predicted model, not a curated record. Bases 393 to 1421 code for a protein of 342 amino acids.
CAGAACCUUAUGGACCAUCGUGUCCAGCUCUGUUCUCACUCUGUUUGCGUGCACAUACAGUGCGAUUCACCCAAAUAUUCUGAGUCCCAAGGACAGCCCCCAUCGUAUCCUAUGGCGACAAUUGGGCAUCAUAAUAAUGGCACUUAUCGCUCCUGAACUGAUCGUUGCAUGGGCUAUGCGCCAGUGGUUCAGCGCACGCUCUGUUACAAGACAGUUUGAGAAAUCGGGGUAUCCCAACAUUCGUCUCGAGUCUGAAGAACAAUAUACCCAAGGUCACCAACUUUAUACUCUAUCUCGCACCUCAAAUACAUUUCCUCGUAACUCGCCUGCUUCUCAAGAUCAAGAUAGCUCCCAGGUUCUCUUAGCGCAUCCUGAAGCGCGCACCUUGAGACAUGAGGAGACUCGUGCUCUUGCGAAGCCAUUCAAAAAGUUGUUCAAGACUUAUGUUUCAGAGCCAUAUGAAGAUUAUGCGUGGACUCUUGCAAGGCCGUUCAAAAAGAUGUUUAAGGGCUAUGUUUCAGAGCGAUCUGAAGACGCACAGCUUCUUUGUGCUCAUGGGUGGUUUCAUGCUUUAUGUGGACGGGGAACCCUACCUCACACUACGGUAUAAUGACAUUCUCGAACUGUUGCGUAAAGACUGUAUCGACUUCCCUAUCCUGACGGCGAACCAGAUAUACGACAGAAGCAAAGGCAAUGCGAUAUCAAAAGGAUUGGUCAUGCUUCAGGUGGCUUGGUUUGUCAUGCAGCUCACCACCCGCGCCAUCUGUCGCCUCGAAGUCACUCAGAUCGAAGUGGGGACACUCGCUUUUGCAGUUCUCAAUUUCCUAACUUAUGCUGUGUGGUGGGACAAGCCUCUCAGCGUGCAAUGUCCGCAUCCAGUGUACUGGAAGUCGACUGAGUCAAGGCCAGAGGAUUACAUUGAUCUCAGUGACAGAGGCAAAACCACUUCGUUUGGAAUAUUUUCUCCAGUGCUCGGCCCAAUUAUAGAACUGAUAGGCUUGUUCGACGUCCCCACAUCCCUAACACUCCGAGUUCCAACAUUUGAUGGCAGCAUCAAACUCGGACACUCGGACAAAAUGGUCAUUCAACUUGCUGCAUUGAGUAUGGCGACCAUAUUCGGUGGCAUCCAUUGUCUAGCCUGGCCGUUUGCCUUCGUCACACAUCAGGAACGGCUCCUCUGGCGCAUAUGUGCCCUCGGUAUAACUGGCACACCCUGGCUUUUCUUUUUUGCGACUUUCACAUUCGAUUCAGCAGGUGCGGCAGUUCUGAUAUUUCUGUAUUUCUUGAUUGGUUUGGUAUCUAUCGUACUGUACGUUACAGCUCGUGCCAUCCUCUUGGUGCUUAUGUUCACUACUUUACGCCAUCUUCCUGCUGGAGCAUACCGGGCGGUAGAUUGGGUUACUUUGGUUCCGCACUUGUAGUUCCUUGUCAUGGUACUUGCGAUACAUUUCAUACUUUUGCAAUGACAUUCAGAUGUAGCGUAGUGGACGAUGGACCUAGGCUAGGUAGUAGGUAGUACACCCUUGGUACACCCAAUCGCUAUGACACCCGACACGAUCAC